AUGGGCGACGAGCAGCCAGGGGCGCUUGCAGCGGCAGCGCUUGCGGCGCGCGGUGUGACGGUCUAUGGCCUCAACGCCGCCGGCUCUCUGCCGCUGCAGCCGCAGCCGCAGCACCAGCAGCAGCGCUUCCGCCCGGACUCAGUGUUGCCACUUGUAAGCUCCGCCGUGGAAGCCAGCUCAGAGAUGGUGCUCUUUGAGUCUGUGGCCGGCCGCUCUGCGAUGAUUGGCUUCCUGGUUGCGCUGUGCCUGGAGGGGGCCAGCACCCAGCCCACCUUCACCCCGCUGUCCCCCGCUGACCUCGCGGGCCUCGCCGCCGCCGCGCUCUUCACCGUCGUCGCCGCCGCCGGGGUCGCCGGCGCCGCCGCGCGGCCGUCGCCGGCGGGUGGCGGCGGGAGGGGGUGGUGGUGGCUGGGGGCGCGAAUUCACGAGAGUGUGAUGUCGUCGCUGACCGGGGUGCGGGGCUCGGGCUCCGGCGUCACGCAGCUGCGGGUGGAUGAGGUGGUUGACUUUGUCGUUGACCGCUGCCUCACGCGCGCGGUGCACCCGGUGUUUGACCCGCUGCACGACGCGUACGACGCCGGGUCAACGGUGGUCAGCGUGAUGGACACACUGCUGUCUGGCGAGGACCGCCCCGACCUGCCGCAGUGA
Monoraphidium neglectum is the source of this 648-nucleotide messenger RNA. RefSeq lists its product as hypothetical. The coding region runs from base 1 to 648 and encodes 215 amino acids. The transcript has 4 exons. Lineage: Eukaryota; Viridiplantae; Chlorophyta; Chlorophyceae; Sphaeropleales; Selenastraceae. The record is from RefSeq and is a predicted model, not a curated record.